AUGAGACAGUCUCACGAGCUGCCGUUCCAAGGACGCAGUCCAGAUCACGUACCAAGCGGUGGCAAGAAAGCAAAGCGCCCCUCUGUUUCUCACAUUCCUGCUAUUCCUGUUGUGAAUCCAAGCGGAGGAAAAAAGAUGAACCGCGUUGCUAAGAAGCAAGAGUCAUGGCUCGGCUGGGUGAUAAAUGCUCUAGGUACAGCUGGAGAUGAAAAAGAAGAGGAUGCACUAGUUUCUGAGCUGCUUGCCGAGACAAAAAUGGCCUUGCUUAAGGUACAGCCACCAAGCAACCACGGUGAUGAGGAUCCACUGGUCAUCAAUGAUGCAGCUACUAAGAUAUUUUGUGUACGGCUGUGCAUCAGCUCGGCAUCUAUGAUGUUGCGGAAGCAUGAAAGUGCGGGUCAAGAAGUGGAGCAUCAAGACUUUGCGACCACCGAAAGCGGAGAAGAGCUUGUGCCGGUUGUAAACCUGGGCUUGGUGGUGAGGGUUAUGGCGCAAAAGACAAGAAGAAAAGUAGCUCGACCAGCCGUACCUAUUUUGAGCAUACAUCUCAGCUACGUUGCGAUUGAGGCGCUUCUACCACGCAACGGAGAACAAAAUGGACUCGAUUUGGUGCUCGAAAUCGAUAAGGUCGAGCUGACAUCGGUGACAGUCAGCGAAAAUCGAGAAGAUUUGACAUGUAAAAAAGGGCAGAUCUUGCUCACGUGGGGGCUCAACUGA
Peronospora matthiolae is the source of this 717-nucleotide messenger RNA. Lineage: Eukaryota; Oomycota; Peronosporomycetes; Peronosporales; Peronosporaceae. The record is from the annotation of a GenBank genome assembly.